AUGCCACUAUACCACGAGCCUCUAGCCGAGCUAUACCACGAGCCUCUAGCAGAGCUAUACCACGAACCUCUAGCAGAGCUACACCACGAGCCUCUAGCAGAGCUAUACCACGAGCCUCUAGCAGAGCUAUACCACGAGCCUCUAGCAGAGCUAUACCACGAGCCUCUAGCAGAGCUAUACCACGAGCCUCUAGCAGAGCUAUACCACGAGCCUCUAGCAGAGCUAUACCACGAGCCUCUAGCAGAGCUAUACCACGAGCCUCUAGCAGAGCUACACCACGAGCCUCUAGCAGAGCUACACCACGAGCCUCUAGCAGAGCUAUACCACGAGCCUCUAGCAGAGCUACACCGAGAACCUCCAGCCGAGCUACACCAAGAGCCUCUAGCCGAGCUAUACCACGAGCCUCUAGCAGAGCUAUACCACGAGCCUCUAGCAGAGCUACACCACGAGCCUCACAUUAUACAUUCACGCAAAUACAUAUCAAACUCCAGAAAAGUGAACGCGGAGAAUUGA
This is a messenger RNA of Candidula unifasciata, 513 nucleotides long. NCBI's taxonomy places the organism in Eukaryota, Metazoa, Mollusca, Gastropoda, Stylommatophora, Geomitridae. The record is from the annotation of a GenBank genome assembly.